AAGCACGGCAUAUGGACGAACUCGCUCUCUUUCUGGGCGCUUACGUGACAAGGAUUGAAUCGGAGGGGAGUGAUUUCAAUUUUCAACAAACACUCGGCGGCCUUCCUUCGUGGGAAAGAAAUUUUGCUUUUACCCCAACUGAAAGCUUGUAAGUGGGGGUGGAGCUGUGGAGCUGUGGAGCUGUGGAGCCAGGAGGUUUGGUUGAUUCGGACUGGCCAUUUGUUUUAUUUCACUGCAGUUUGUUCGUGACCCAAGGGAGGGUUGGAAAUAAGAUUUGGGGCAGGGGAUGGCUUGCCAGGAGAUUCAUUCGUGGACCUUUGGUGGAUUGGUGGGCGCCUAUCUUGAUCUCGCUAUAGCCUAUCUUCUACUGUGUGGAUCAACUCUUGCCUUUUUCGCCUCUAAGUUUCUGAGCUUUUUUGGCUUGUGUUUGCCAUGCCCUUGCAACGGCUUCUUUGGCAACCCAAAUGGAGACAAUUGCUUGCAAAAGUUUCUUGUUGAUUACCCAACUGAGAGGAUCUCUUCCGUUCAAUUGUGCGUGAAGAGCAAAUUCCCCUUUGAUUCGGUGCGGGCAAAUGAAGGGAGUCCCCAUCCCAAUUGGAAGUUGCUGAAAGGGAGAAACAGUGAUGAUGGGGAUGUUGGAUUGGAAGGUGAAGCCUCGUGUAGCUCGUUUUGGGAUGUGAUGAGAUCCCCUGAUAUAGCUGGGAAAGACUCAAUUUCAAGAAAUGGAUCCUGUGGAGUGAUGAACACGCCGGCUUUGAAAGAAGGAAAGUCCGAUACGAAGGGGAAAAGGGUUAGCAAUCAGAGGCCCAAAACAGGUGUUCGGCGCCGUCGGAGAAGUGCAGUUGAUCAUGGGAAGUUUUCUUCAGUUUCAUCAUUUGAUCCUCCACGCUUGGAUGCACCAAGUGGUCUUCGGGCUCCUUCUAGUGUCAGUGAAACAGGUGAGGCAUUUGUUGGAAAAACCUUGGUCCCUGAUGCUUCCGGUGGGGAGGAUGGUUUUCAGGAUGAGUUGGUUCCCAUUCUUAUUGAUUUGGGAGAAAGAGCCCUACAUGGCAUUAAGUUGAAUGAACACAUUGAUGAAGAUAGGCCCUCAGAGAAGGAUGCAUCAUCUGCUGAAGAGGUGAACUGCAAUGCACGAGGAAAGCUAUCAUUUAAUAGUAACACAGAAAAUACAGUUAAAGUCUUGGAACAAGCCCUUGAAGAAGAGCAUGCUGCUCGUGCUGCUCUGUACCAUGAGCUCGAGAAAGAGAGAAGCGCUGCUGCAACUGCUGCAGAUGAGGCUAUGGCUAUGAUAUUGCGUAUCCAAGAGGAAAAGGCAUCAAUAGAAAUGGAAGCUCGGCAAUUUCAGAGAAUUAUAGAAGAAAAAUCUGCUUAUGAUGCUGAAGAAAUGAACCUUCUGAAAGAAAUUCUUCUAAGGAGAGAAAGGGAGAAACAUUUCUUGGAGAAGGAAGUUGAAGCCUAUAGGCAAAUGAUGUUCUCUGAAAAUGAUCUAGUAGAAGGUAAUACGCAUGAUAUAGUUGAUACACCAGAACAGAGGCCCAUUUCUUCUCUUUAUUUAAGUGAGGACCCAGUAUUGAUGCUGCGGCGGAUUAGUGAAUCUAUUGAUAAAGAGGAAAAGGUAAAAGAUGCAGAUAGAUGUUCUGUUUAUGAAUCAACAUCUAUAGAGAUGAAAUAUCCUACCCUUGCUUUUAGUAAAGAAUUACCUAUUCCUGAUUGGGAAGAAGAUGCAGACUUGUCAAAAGGAGGGGAGAUUCAUGUGAAGCCAAACGUUGGCAAACACCAUUCACAUAAAUCAGGACUUAAUGGUAAGUGCAAUGAAGAGUUUCAAGAGAAGGGAAUGUUACCAGUGGAUGAGAAUCAAUGUGCUCAGAAAAGAGGGGUGCAGAAACUAGGGGCAUGUUCACAGUUAUAUAGGUCAAGCAGUUCUCAAGAAAAUUCUUCUCUUGAGAAAGCUAGUGCCCCAAUAGGUGAAGACCAAAAACAAAGUGAUGAAAUCAAAUUAUUUCAAGGAAUUAUAUCAAAGACAACCAAAACUCAUGCUGAAGCUGAGAUGCAUGUUCCACAUGAUGGUGAAGAUCUGGACAAGCUCGGAAAGACUGCAGAUCACGAAAGCAAAGAUCACUGUUGCUCAGCAUUUGAUAUUGAGCCUCGUGUUCAUGAUGUUCAUGUCAUUGAUCAUGAAUCUAAUCUGUGUAAUGAGGCAAAUGAAAGCAAAAUUGAACAGACUCCAGAUAUUCCUGCAAAACUUGACCCCCCUGUUGAAGCUUCUCUGAUUCAAAGGAUUGGUAUUGUUUGUGAUUUUCCGAUGAUGAGCACAUUGGAAAGUGAAACAAAUAAUGACCAAAGCUUUUCAGACAUAACUAAUGGGUUGCCACCACUGGGUGGUUCACGAGGAAAAGCUUUGCUUUCUGAUAUGCGGAGACAUUCUAUCUCUUCAGUUGAUAAUGAAAGGUUGAAGAUUGAAACUGAAGUUGAGAGGCUCCGAGAAAGGUUGAGGAUUGUGCAAGAAGGAAGAGAGAAGCUCAACUUCUCUGUGGAGCAUAAGGAGAGGGAAAAUAUUCAAUUGCAACUUUUGGAGGAUAUAGCAAGCCAGCUUAGAGAGAUUCGGCAGCUAACUGAACCUGGGAAGGCUGUACGCCAGGCUUCUUUGCCUCCUCCAUCUUCUAAGGAGAUGACAGGUUGAUGUUUCAAUGUCGAUGUUACAUGGAUGCUUCAAACCAUAUGAAGUUUGUGUGUCAGACAUGAUAUGACAUGGGUCAUGACAAGGUUUCUGGAUAUGGAUAUGUGUCCAGCAGGUUAUGUCAAAGAAAAGGCGCUGGCGAAGUACAUCCUUAGGAGUGCAUCAAAGCACUUAAAUCAGAACUCCUCUGGAGAGCCUUACCUGAGCCUUCAAACAGCAUGUCUAUCAUUGAGACUGGAUGAAGUUGCGACUUAAUCAUUAACAGGAGAUGGUAGGAUUGCAGUUGUAAAGUUAAUGAGCAGCAUAGUUUGUGAAGAGUUCUAGCCAGGUAGCUACCCCUCAGGAAGUUGGUUUAUCUUGAUUCUUGUCUUUCUUAUUAGCUGGGUAAUCUCUUAGACAAUAGUGGCAGCCAAGUACAUUGCAUCUUGAGCUGCAUUUACUCUGUACUUGUAUUGAUUCAGUUCCCGUGCUUGUACAUAUCUAGUUGGAUAAAGUCAGGAGACAAUGAAAUAAUGGAUGAAUAAAAGUAAUAUGAGGCAGUUUUAGGUUGUACAUAAUACUUAUUAUUAUUAUUAUUAUUAUUGUUAUUAUUGUUAUUA
Vitis riparia (riverbank grape) is the source of this 3276-nucleotide messenger RNA. Its product is annotated as myosin-binding protein 3. NCBI's taxonomy places the organism in Eukaryota, Viridiplantae, Streptophyta, Magnoliopsida, Vitales, Vitaceae. The transcript is spliced from 6 exons. Bases 287 to 2680 code for a protein of 797 amino acids. The record is from RefSeq and is a predicted model, not a curated record.